Messenger RNA from Fibroporia radiculosa, 999 nucleotides. RefSeq lists its product as uncharacterized. Gene Ontology annotation, cellular component: proteasome regulatory particle, base subcomplex; cytosol; nucleus. Gene Ontology annotation, molecular function: polyubiquitin modification-dependent protein binding. The coding region runs from base 1 to 999 and encodes 332 amino acids. The transcript has 4 exons. Gene Ontology annotation, biological process: proteasome-mediated ubiquitin-dependent protein catabolic process. The record is from RefSeq and is a predicted model, not a curated record. Lineage: Eukaryota; Fungi; Basidiomycota; Agaricomycetes; Polyporales; Fibroporiaceae.
AUGCCGCUCGAAGCGACGUUGAUGAUCAUUGACAACUCGGAGUACAUGCGAAAUGGAGACUACACGCCCUCGCGCUACGAUGCCCAGGCCGACGCUGUCACGACUAUCUUCCAGACCAAGGUCGACUCGAAUCCAGAGAACACGGUCGGGGUCAUGACAUUGGCGGGCAAAGGGCCGGAGGUCUUGGUAACACAUACAAAAGACAUUGGCCAAAUCCUGCAAGCUGUCCAUACUACAUCCGAGAAGAUUAGUGGUGUAGCGGAUAUUCCCACCGCCAUUGCGGUGGCACAACUUGCGCUCAAACAUCGUCAGAACAAGAACCUUCGACAGCGCAUAAUUGUUUUUGUUGGCUCCCCGCUGGAGGGCCAGGGUGCAGACGAAAAGGGCAUGAUCAGACUAGCAAAGAAACUCAAGAAGAACAAUGUUGCUGUUGAUUUCAUCGCGUUCGGAGACGGUAUUGAAGAAGGGGAGCAGAAUAUUCUCAAGAAAUUUGUUGAGAACGCGUCAGGAGGGGACAAUUCACAUUAUGUUGCCGUCCCCCCUGGACCCCAUCUGAUAUCAGAUAUAGUUGUUUCGUCGCCGAUUCUUGCGGGUGACCGAGGUAUUCCAGAAGAGGCCAUGGGGGACGUACCGUCCGGUUCGGGGGCAGGUGGUGCCAGCAAUUUCGAAUUCGGCGUUGACCCUAGUUUAGAUCCAGAAUUAGCUAUGGCGCUGCGGAUGUCAUUGGAAGAAGAGGAAGCUCGCCGAGCGGCAGCAGCACAACCAAGUGUAUCAUCGUCCGCACCGCCGCCAGAACCUGCGCCCGCUUCAAUACCUGCGCAGCCAACAGACGACGAUGAAGACGCUAUGCUGCAGCAGGCGCUGGCCAUGUCCGAGGGACGAGAUGUAGAGAUGGCUGAUCAUGUGAGCGGAGAUGACGAGGAGAUGACUGAGGAGGAUGCGAUCGCGCGCGCUAUCGAAAUGAGUAUGAAGGGGGACGAAAGCCAGGAUAAGAAGUAG